Messenger RNA from Cladocopium goreaui, 2424 nucleotides. The record is from the annotation of a GenBank genome assembly. NCBI's taxonomy places the organism in Eukaryota, Dinophyceae, Suessiales, Symbiodiniaceae.
AUGGACUAUGAGGAACAGGGCGAGCUGAAAGACCUGGACUUGACCCUCCCAGGGAGGGAAGCUCUAGGCAAUGCCUUUGGAACAGCGGAGGCUGGCCCGGAACCCAAAAACGAUGGGCCAGUGCUGGAAAACUCUGUGACCAAAGCCUUGAAGGCGGCAGGGUUCCCAGAAGUGGAAUCAAAGAUUGUCAGCUCAACGAUUGCCAACAAAGUUAUCAGUGGCAUCCAGAAGCGCAUCUUGAAGGUAGAUGAAUGUGUCGCCAAGCUUCGAGAGUGCAAGCAAACAUCCCUUGUGAACAAGAUGAUCGACAAACUGGUGGCACUGAAGAACUCGCUUGACAAGUGCAUGGAGAAGUUGACUGAGCUUUAUGGCGACGGUCUCGUCAAUGGGUUUUCACCAGAGCUUGAGAAAGACAUGGGCGAUCAAAUCGGAGAAGGUCGCAAAGCGGCAGCCGAAUCGUUGCUGAUGGAGCCCCGCGUCAGGACCCUGCUGGCUGACUGUGCCCGUGCUAGCCGAAAGCGCGAUUCCCAGCCUCCUGAGCUUCCUGGUGCCAAGAAGCGCCCUCGCAAACCUGAGAUGACAGCUGCUGGACAGGCCAAGGCCAAAGGUUUUGUACCCAACGAAACGCAAGUUGACCCUGUGCUGGUGGAGCACUAUGCUGAUGAAAUGGGAAGAGGGGCGCCUGCCUCUUCAAUCGCUCGUUCCAUGCAAGCCGUGGGCACGGCCUGCCCCACCUUGGUACACACGACCGAGUCUGGAGCAAUUAUAGAGUUGCCACUUCUUUUGCCGAGUUCUUGGCUAAAGGUUCUGGUGACUGAGUACCCUCAUCUUUUGGGAGGUGGCCAGGGCAAGAACAUCCAUGAACAACUGAAUGCAUUUUGGACUUGCUACAGAUUUGUCCAGCCGGGACACGAGAUUUACAAGAAGGAUCCUGCACGACUUGGUUACACCGUACCCCUUUUAUUACAUGGAGAUGAGGGUCGCUACUUGAAAAAAGGAAACUUCAUGAUCUGCACUAUUGAAAGUGCAUUAGGCAGCGACCCUGAAAAAAUGAAGCGAAAGGUGCCCUGUCAGUGUCAUGAGGAUCAUGUCUUACAUCGAUAUGGGAAUCUCGGUGAAGGCUACCCUGGUGAUGCUUCAUUUGCGGAAUCAGUAAGACUCGCGUCCCAUCAGAUUGUCAAUGACUCUGGCAAUGAAUUCCUGUCAAAGUUUCUAGUCUUUGGCAUGUCAUCUCUGCUCUACAAGAAAGACAAAGGGCUUCUACACAAAGCGUUCGACAUGGUGGCUGCCGAUCUCAAAGAAUUACAUGAGAAUGGUAUCGACACCGGCUCUCACACUUUUUAUUCUGCAACGAUUGGAGUGAAGGGAGAUUUGAAGUUUCACCAUCAACUUGGAAACCUGGAGAGAUCAUAUUACAAUGUUGGGACAACAAGAAACAACCCUAUAUGCUCUCUAUGCUUGGCUGGCAUGGAGGGAGUAGGGUUUGAAGACCUGUCCGACCAUCCUUCGUGGCUGGCUACAGUGUACCAAACAAGACCUUGGCCAGAGGGCCAGGCUCCGUCAUUGGCUACCAUUCCUUUUCAAGAUGACUGCCCUGAGGCAAUCUUUCGGUUGGAUGCUUUUCACUGCUGGAAAUGUGGGUUGGGCCGUGACCUUACUGGGUCAACCCUUGUGCUGCUUUGUCAGCUGGAAUAUUUCGAUUCAGAGGGUGAUACUGAGUUCAAUUUGCUUGCUCGCAUACAACGGGCUCAUGGAUCGUUUGUGUUGUGGUGCCACGCCUGUGGCAAGUCGCCAGCCUUGCAUUCAUUUUCAAAGUCGCUGCUGAACUUCGCAAAUGAGCGGUCCUUUCCAUGGUUUAAUGUGAAGGGGUCAGACAAUACAUUGCUCACUUCCUGGCUUCUGUUUGUCGUCUCGCUGUCAGUGCAAUCACAUGGACACCGCUACCGCAAGCUUGAGCUUGCUCUGAUUGAGACACUGCAAUCAGCUACGAUUGUGUUUCAAGUCCUUCAUUCGCAUCCCCUUUGGCUGGAACGCAGGUUUGCGCAGAGGGUGCAACAUCAUUUGAAAAUCCUAGUGCGGGGGUACAAAGUGCUGGCCUUUGAAACCAAGACAAUGCAGAUUUGUGGGUAUGGGAUGAAGCCUAAACUGCACGCGUGUGAUCACAUUGCCAGAGAUUUGGACCAGCAACUCAAGAACAAUUCCCCUAGAGUUUUGAACCCUAUGGCGUUCAGCUGUGAAUCAAACGAAUCGAUGGUCGGACAUGUUUCCAGGCUGGCUAGGCGUGUCAGCUCACGCACAGUGAGCAUUCGGGUGUUGGAGCGCGUUACUAUCCGGGUUAAAUCCCUCAUCCUGAAAGUAAACAAGCCCAGGCUGAGGUUUGGACGAAGAGGCCAAGGAAAACGCAGCUCACCCAAGACAACAUGA